UUAUCAUUUGUUUUUAUGGAAACAAUUACUAAUUUUUCUUUUUUUCUUGAGCAUUUCAAAAAAUAUGGAGCACCAAAUCCCAAAACGUCGACCACAGCAAUUCCAAUGAAAAAGGCAAGAUAUGGCAUUGACACUGCCCACCUUGGACAAAACAUUAGUGUAUCCAGUGAAUGCACUAUAGAAUCACGUGGGAUCAGCGUUUCAACGUCGGCCACUAAAUAUACCAAUGAAUCCAACCAAGGCGUGUUUGAAGUUGUUUGCUGCAGCUACUGCAACACGUUUGAAAAGCAGUUACAGGAUAUUCCCAAAAAAUUAGACGACCUGCAAUUGAUAGUCGAAGCACAGAAUACUGCUAUAAUGGAUGCAAUAGCGGUCCAAAAGGUGGCGACUGAGCAAUUGAUUCGCCAAGAAUCAAAAAAUGCACCCAUCACAAAAUAUUUCCCAAUAAGUGACGUCCCAGAAAUGCAUCAGUUGGAGGAAAAAAUUACCCCUACUAACAGAGAUGUAUAUGAAUCUGCGAUGUCUGCUAUUUUAUGCAACAAUCUCAGAAAUAUAAGGCUGCUGUUAAAUAAGGACGUCAUAGCGUCAAUAAACGUGGAUGGUUCACAUGGAAAGAUAAGCUUAAAAUCUUUCCCAAAUUUUUAUGCUUCAUUGACUGGAGCCAUUGCCAAAUUACCAUUUAAGGGAUUGUCGCCGGAGGACGCGCUGCGCAAAGCCAUUGCUUUCGAAAAAGCAAAAUGCUUUAAGAAAGCUUAUCGACAAAAAAAGAAGAAUUCUGCAUCUUAAACUACUACCCCUCCAAUUGUUUUUUUUUUUUUUUUUAAUAUAAAACUGCAAUAGUACAAAGUUGUAAUAUUUCAGACUUUAAAUUCUGACUUCUUAUUUCUGGACUGAAUUUUUCUUUUUUAAUUUUUA
Messenger RNA from Bactrocera neohumeralis, 915 nucleotides. RefSeq lists its product as uncharacterized. The record is from RefSeq and is a predicted model, not a curated record. The transcript has 6 exons. Bases 16 to 786 code for a protein of 256 amino acids. NCBI's taxonomy places the organism in Eukaryota, Metazoa, Arthropoda, Insecta, Diptera, Tephritidae.